This is a messenger RNA of Macadamia integrifolia, 2647 nucleotides long. RefSeq names its product serine/threonine protein phosphatase 2A 57 kDa regulatory subunit B' beta isoform-like. The record is from RefSeq and is a predicted model, not a curated record. The transcript is spliced from 2 exons. The coding region runs from base 868 to 2388 and encodes 506 amino acids. Lineage: Eukaryota; Viridiplantae; Streptophyta; Magnoliopsida; Proteales; Proteaceae. Gene Ontology annotation, molecular function: protein phosphatase regulator activity. Gene Ontology annotation, biological process: signal transduction. Gene Ontology annotation, cellular component: protein phosphatase type 2A complex.
UCCUCAAUUCCUCCAAAGGACCAAAGCCAAGCAGUUUUAUCCUUAGGAGGGUCAUAAAAACUGCUUGUGCCGCAACAGCUGCAGAUUCUCUCUCUCUCUCUCUCUCUCUCAGAAUAAAAUAGAAGGAAAAUCCAAUUCCGAAAAUUUUCCUUUUGGGAGAAGAUGGAAAACUUAACGUUAAUUAUAGUUUAAAAUAAAAUAAAAAAAUUUGAAUUUCUCGUUUUGGUGUUCGAAUUUGCUCAUUUCAGUUGUUUUUUUUUUUUAGUUUCUAGGUAAUUAGGUUUGGUAAUUUAUUGUUGUUUUUUCAUCAGCCGCCGAUUUUCUUCCUCAAAUUUUAAUUCGCUCCAAAAUUCAUCAUCUUUUUUCUCUCUCUAACAUUAUCGAUUGUUCGCUGGUUACAAAUCCAUGAAUCGAUCGUUUGAAACCCAACUGGAUUCUGAUUCUUCGAUUGUUUUGGGUUGUAUUCCGGUGACAUCUUACAGAUGGUUCCGGCGUACCCGUCUCUCAGGGGUCGGAUUUCUCGACGAUUUGAACUAAAAGCAGUACCCUUUUUCGUCAUCUGGUUCAUGUUCGUUGAUCCGCGUGCUUUCGAUUUCUUCAAAAUGCUGUUGAGAUCUUAGAAGGUGAACCUGAAGGUGAAUACUAGGUUUUUUUUCUUUUCGUUUUGGUGGUUUCUGGCUGAUGUUCUUCAAUUGCGGGCGAUCAUCCUCAAUUUUUUUUCUUCUUCUUUUCCAGUGUACUGAUACUAUAGUUUGAUUGGUUAAUUGAUUCCUGGCUCCGGUAUUUGAAAUUUUAAAUUUGAUACACAGGAAGGUAAGAAGAUCUAGGGUUAGGGUCUAUCCUGAUCAUUAUCAUCAGAAGGGUGAAAUGUUCAAUAAAAUCAUAAAGCGUGGGCAUCGUAAGGUCUCCAAGUCCGAUCUCCAAGAGCCUGCUGUAUAUGGUCAUGGUGCCUCGGCGUAUCGCAAUUCGGCAUCGGUCUCCACAUCGAACGUAACUGUGAACCAUGCCUCUCGACCCACCAGUGCUACCUCCAGUCCCAAUUCUCAGCAAAAUGCCGGAGCAGCUGCGAAUUCGCUUUUUCCGAUUGGGCUGUCGGCGGGUAUCGUUGAAGCUCUUCCCAUGUUCAGAGAUGUUCCCGCCCACGAUCGCCCUAGUUUGUUCCUCCGAAAGUUGCAGCUUUGUUGCAUCAUUUGUGAUUUCUCCGACACAUUGAAAUCAAUUCGGGAGAAGGAGACAAAGCGUCAGACUCUUCUGGAGCUUGUGGAUUUUAUACAAUCGGGUUCCGGCAAACUUAGCGAGAACCUCCAGGAAGAGCUGAUACGGAUGAUUUCGUUCAAUAUCUUCCGUUGCCUGCCGCCAUCUUCGCAUGAGAAUACUGGUGCCGAAGCCACUGACCCAGAUGAGGAGGACCCCUAUCUCGAGCCCGCAUGGCCUCACUUGCAGCUUGUAUAUGAGCUCCUCUUGAGGUACGUUGUGUCGUCUGAUACUGACACUAAGAUCGCUAAACGUUACAUCGAUCAUUCCUUCGUUUUAAAGCUCCUUGAUUUGUUCGACUCCGAGGAUCCCCGUGAGCGGGAGUAUUUGAAGACCGUUCUCCAUCGUAUCUACGGCAAGUUCAUGGUGCACCGUCCUUUCGUAAGGAAGGCUAUAAACAAUAUUUUUUACCGUUUCAUCUUUGAGACGGAGAGACACAGCGGAAUUGGGGAGCUGCUGGAGAUUCUCGGUAGCAUAAUAAAUGGGUUUGCUCUGCCAAUGAAGGAGGAGCAUAAGUUGUUCCUCGUUCGGGCUCUUAUCCCACUCCACAAGCCUAAAUCUAUUGCUUUGUAUCAUCAACAGCUCUCCUACUGCAUUACCCAGUUUGUUGAGAAGGAUUUCAAGCUGGCAGAUAUUGUCCUCAGGGGACUGCUGAAGUACUGGCCGGUAACAAAUUGUCAGAAGGAGGUUCUCUUUCUUGGAGAACUAGAAGAAGUGCUGGAGCUAACGCAGUCAGCCGAAUUUCAACGUUGCGUGGUCCCCCUUUUUAGACAGAUCGGGCGUUGCCUUAACAGCUCACAUUUCCAGGUAGCAGAGCGAGCCCUUUUCUUGUGGAACAAUGACCACAUAGUGAGCUUGAUUGCACAGAACCGUAGUGUGAUAUUCCCAAUAAUUUUUGAGGCGCUGGAGAACAACAUAAAGAGCCAUUGGAACCAGGCAGUUCAUGGGCUAACAGCCAAUGUACGGAAGAUGUUCUUGGAGAUGGAUAAUGAACUGUUUGAAGAGUGCCAGAGGCAGUACCAAGAGAAAGUGGCCAAUGCCAAAGAAUUGGAAGAACAGCGAGAGUUAACAUGGAAGAGACUGGAAGCUGUUGCAGCAAAGGCUGGAUGUGAAGACAUGGUUUUGGUGAACUGAUUGAGUUGGGUGCCCCAUCGAUUAGAUUGGAUAAAUGGGUAGAUGCUACUAGCUUCUUUUCAUGCUAGUUGUUGUUAUUUUUAUUUUUAUUUUUUGAAAAUAUUUUUUUUUAGGGUUGGGGGAGGAUGCAUUGAAUAUAUGAAGGCAGAUAAUGACUAGUGUAAUGUAAUCUAAAAAUGUAUCAAAAUAUGUGGAUAAUAUGCUCUGCAGAUUAUUAAUGCUUGUUGAGAUUUCCAGUAAAUUUUGUUGAUUCCCAGAA